AUGGUUGUGCACCAACUGCUGUCAUCUUCAUAUAAAAAAAACGCUUUGACAGCACUUGGUGCACUACCGGUGCACCACCAGAAUGAAAACGAAUAUGGCAUUAGCCCCUGUGUGAUUAUACCAGUUGUCGACAUGUUCUGUUUCAUUGUUUCAUCUUUGAAAAGGAACCAGGCAGUUGAUUGCGAUGGACAAGAUCGAACGAAAGCAGGGUGAAGGUUCAUCAACAUUUAAAGCAACAGCGCAUCCCCCAUUUAAAGUACCUCCAAGGUCAAUUGCACCAAUAGCUGAGGCAUCCAAGUCUCCCGACUCCUCGCUGUUAAGACAACAAAGUGUUCUGAAUGAACCGGAUAACCUCUGCGACGGGAACUUUCGGCCAAGCUUGUUGAUCGUUAGUUUUAGCAUUCACUGGAUUCUGUCGGGGGCAGUAACGAUCGUUGGGCUAGUUUUUAUCCUAUGGCCACCGCAAUCCACUGGCGAUAGUCUUUGUCAUCUCUAUUUCGCCAUUGUCUACUGGAGAAUGGUAUUCUGGAUAGGGACAUAUGCCCAGCAUGAGCUGAUAAAGCCACCCUGCCAACGAUUGAUCAAUCAGAACUUCUGUCUCUAUCGGGAUAUGACCUGCUAUCGAAAGGCUCCGCUCCAGAUUGUAUCAAUUUGGAACACAAUGUUGAUCGGUGUUCAGCUUUAUACGCAUUCGUUGUUUGCCGUUAGCGAUCGCAACCAGUCGAUUUGUGCACACGUUGGUCCAGAUACUGUUGUUGGCGCUAUUUGGGAUCACAAGAUCACUCCUCAACUUUUUAUAGUUUUGUUUUGUUUACUGGAAACGUUGGCACUUUCUUGUUUCUACGUACCCGCCAUAAAGCGUUUGGUUAAAUCUACGAAAUUGCAGGAGGAAGAAGAUUCGCCGAAUCGUACACUCUCGAACCAAGACGAUGUACCAUUGAAUCAACGGCUGAAGCGACAGGCGGAACAGGUCAAAAUCCUGCGGAUGACGACGUUGAAGCUGAGAAGGGAAACCCAGCGACUAGAGCGACUAUAGCUUCACUUACAUUUUGUGAAUAUCAAUUUUUGUAUUUUUCGAGUUUUGUCAAGUAUCAACCUUCAACAGCAAAGGUUAUGUGGUUGGAAUUAAUUAUUUUCGCAAUAUAAGCUAGCGUCAUUAAAGUCCCUUGAAAAUGCAGGCAAGGGGUAUUAAACGAAGAAGAAACUUGUGCAGGAACCUGCAAUCAGGUAAUAAUAAAAUUUCGUUGAAAAGAA
Uranotaenia lowii is the source of this 1254-nucleotide messenger RNA. RefSeq lists its product as uncharacterized. Bases 185 to 1036 code for a protein of 283 amino acids. The transcript is spliced from 3 exons. The record is from RefSeq and is a predicted model, not a curated record. Lineage: Eukaryota; Metazoa; Arthropoda; Insecta; Diptera; Culicidae.